AUGCCAGAAAUAAAAGAAAUUCAAACACAAGACUCCGCACGAAAAUAUGGUCCGAAGGCGACGUUGGCACAAUGUUUGGCCACAAUAGCGCAGAGUUUUCUGUUCAUCAGAUUGGGCAUGAACAUAUCGAUAUCUGUGAUAGUCAUUCACGACUUGUAUCGGAAUCUAAAUAGUGAAUUCUCAAUAACGACCACCGAGGCCUCGUGGUACGGAAGCUUGUUGUUCAUAGCCCACCUGGUCGGAUGUCUACUGUCGGGGAUCCUGCAAGACAAGUUCGGAAAGAAAAGCUGUAUGAUACUCGCAAAUGUGCCAAGUAUCUUCGGAUACGUGCUGCUGUACUCGGCACACUCGUCGGUGUUAUUGUGCGCGUCGACCUUACUGAUGGGAUUCAGCGCCGGAUCCACCUCGUCGUACGUCGGAGAGAUAUCGGAACCUAGGCUCAGAGGAUCACUGGGUUCGCUGGGAAGAACGGCCAUGAGAAUAGGCACGUUACUCAUGUACAAUGUACAUCCUGGGACUGUUUUUCGACUGGAGGACCGUGGCAUUGCUCAUCAUGUUCUGCCCCAUUAUAUGCAUAUGUUUCAUCAUUUUCAUUCCGGAGUCACCCGUUUGGUUGACCCAAAGGCCAAAAUGAUUAGGCCGAAAAGGCCAUGUGUUGGUUGA
Messenger RNA from Macrosiphum euphorbiae (potato aphid), 663 nucleotides. NCBI's taxonomy places the organism in Eukaryota, Metazoa, Arthropoda, Insecta, Hemiptera, Aphididae. The record is from the annotation of a GenBank genome assembly.